UUAGUGUUUGGUUCAACCUCAACAUCAAGAUACAUAUAAGCAAGUUCCUGAUACUUAUGGCUAUGACUGGGAAGAUUAUCAAAUUUAUAACCUUCAACCCCAGCUAUUUCCAGAGUAGAGUGAGCAGUCAUUUUCCUAGCAGCAGAACUCUGACCCACCUCAGCACUACAAUCAGGAUUGGAUGGAUUAUCAAAAUUUUGAUUAUAGAAGUGUGCAAGGUCUUGAUCAUUCUUUUCAAGCAUAUCAGAGUCUCUCAGAGUUUCAGGAUGAUUUUUCAUUGUAUAGACUUCAUCAUUCACAACCAGAUGAGCCGAUUGACUUAGAGGACUCCCAAGACACAAAUAUUCCUGCUCCAAGUCAGAUGGAGACCACAACACAACUUUCUGAAGAGAUAAUGGUACAACGGGGGAUCCUAGCUUUACAACUUUUACUACAAAUUUCUAAUAAAGCUAUUGAUCCUUCUAUUGAUGAUAUUGAUGUUAGUGGACUCUUCACUACUUAUGAUGAUGAUGUGGUAGAUAAAAGUGUAGGGACGUGUACUAUGGAGGAAAUGUCCCAAGGAUCACUUCCUUUGGUUGCACAACCGGUUGAUGAUGAUAAAUGUGUAGGGACUUUUGCAAUGGAAGCAAAGCCCCAAGAAUCACUACUUUCAGAAGAACCACCACUUGAUUCAGAGCUAGAGCCACUACAUAAUUCUGAAGGGGUCACAUCCACCUAUUUAGAACUUUUAGGUACAUCUCAACAAUGCAAGGUUUUCAAGAGGCCAAUAAUUGGAUGCUCACACUGAACCGUCUCCGACCGCCGGAAAGGACUUUUAAGGAGACGAAGAUGAAGAGAGCGGUGAUGCACUACAUUGUUCUUAUAAUGAUAACUCUCUUCAUAAUAAAUUGGGCCAUUGGAAGAAAAGUCCGGAAGUUUCUCACUCCGGCAAGAUCAUGAUUUCGAUGAGCCUACUAAGGGGUCGAGCUAAUAACCUUAAACAAGCGCUUCUUGGGAGGCAACCCAAGUUC
Messenger RNA from Zingiber officinale, 1010 nucleotides. RefSeq lists its product as uncharacterized. Lineage: Eukaryota; Viridiplantae; Streptophyta; Magnoliopsida; Zingiberales; Zingiberaceae. The transcript has 2 exons. The record is from RefSeq and is a predicted model, not a curated record. The coding region runs from base 182 to 787 and encodes 201 amino acids.